This is a messenger RNA of Phalacrocorax carbo (great cormorant), 3992 nucleotides long. Lineage: Eukaryota; Metazoa; Chordata; Aves; Suliformes; Phalacrocoracidae. The record is from RefSeq and is a predicted model, not a curated record.
GGGGGGACCGGGGGGUGUCGGAGCCUCGUCGUUCUCCCCGCGGGGCGGCAGCGGCGGGCUCUGUGUCCUGCCCCGGGGCCCGCGGGCCUUGGGGCGCCGGUAACGUCGCCUGUCCGUCUCGUCCGGCGGCAGGGCCGCGUUCCGGCGCGCUGAGGCGACCCGGGGCCGCGGCUUUGUGCGUGCGGGGGGCUUUCCUUGUUCUUCGCGGGUCUUUCUCAAAGCCCCUCACUGCUCAGGAGGCACGUGAGGGCUCUGCAGCCGGUUCGCUCGGAGCACGCUGGAAUUUUCCUACGUGAAGCGCAGUCAUGGCAGAUCAAGAGUACGUCCUUUGCAUGUGGAAGAAGCGAUUAUGGCCAGCAAAGGUUUUGUCCAAAACUGGAGUGGCUAGGAAAACAUCCCUUACUGAAGCAAAGGAGACUUUUAAAGUUGAAAUACUUGGCUUGAAAGAACAGAUUUGUGUGAACCGCGCGGAUGCUGUACCGCUGGAGGAGGAACAGAUAGAAAACAUCGCCUCUACCUUAGAUGAAAAUCAUGAUUCGAGCAAGGUCGUGGAAGAACUGAAAUAUCGCUGUUCUCUUAAAAUUGCCCUGGAUAUUUUGAACCAAAACUCCUCGCCCAGACAAGAACCACCUUCGGAAGAGGGACCAAGUACUCAGUUAUCCCAGGGGAGCAGUGCAGGAUCGCUCUCCUCUACCCCCUUGCGUCGAUGCCGGUCGCUCUGUCACUCGAAGGAAAAGCUGGAGCCUGAGAUUUCCAAGAAGAAAAGAGAAGAAAAAAAUAACCCCAGCCGGAAGACGGACACAAAAAAACAAGCCCAGAAAGGUUCUUUCCUUUUGGAGGAGAGCGCUAAAGCACAUGGAAGUGGAACAGGCCCUUCCAAAUGCGAUGCAGGGGACCUGCGUGAUGCACCGAACUCAGAUGGUCAAAACUGCAAAUCACCAGAACCGAAACCGCUACCGAGACAGAAAAAAACCAAGCCCGGGUCGUUGACAAAGUCCAAACCAGGAAGUAAAGUCUCCCUUAAGGCCAAGGAAGAGAAAAGUAAGCAAGGAAGUAGAAGGCCAGGGGGUGCAGGAUCACCCGUACCGUGUAGGAGUGACUCCCCCGAGGACCAAGCGCAGCCCCUUGCGGAGGAGGGGGCUCCUCUGCCCGUCCCCCCCAGGUCUGGCGCAGCGGUGCCUCUCAGAAGGGUGAGCGUCAGGAGUCAACCCGUGAGGACAUUACUGGAUUCCUCUUGUAAAAGUGCCUCGGAAGCCUUGGAAGAAAGCAUCAGCAGUGAGAGCGAAAGUCUAGCAAAGCAAUUAGGUGGAAGAAAAAAGCCAGCGAGCCUAAAGCAGGUUAAUGGAGAGCAAGAGAUCGGUGCGGCCCCGUCCUCCUACAGAAAGAGGAAUUGCGGGAAUUACCCCGAAUCUUCAUCUGGGCCCUCUAACCAUGGGACGCUUUCUGAUAGCUUCCCUGCCCAGCCUCAAGAGGAGGAAGAUAAGAAUACUUCACACGUGGCUAUGAAUAAAAUAAAGCAGUUCCAGCUGCCUGACUUUGAGGAUGAUGAAGGGCUGGAAUUCGCUGACCCGACUUCAGAGAGAGUUUCCUCGGAGAGUCUCUAUCGCCUCUCGGCUCUGGCAGAUGAAGAGGAGGAGGAUGAAGAACUUCCUAGUAUUUUAUUACAUCAAGAACCGCAGUCGAUUGAAGAAGGGAAUUUGGUCUGGUGCAAAUUGAGAAGGUAUCCGUAUUGGCCAGCAGUGGUGAAGAGCAUAAGGCGGAAGCACAAAAAGGCAUAUGUGCUGUUAAUAGAAAGGAAUGUAAAUGACAAGAGAAAAGGCUUCUCAAUAGCCCUUAAGAAUCUGAAGCACUUUGAUUGUGAAGAAAGGCAGGACCUCAUAGAACAAGCCAAAGAAGAUUAUCGCCAGGAAAUCGAGUGGUGUAUUCGAUUGAUUUCUGACUAUCGGAUUAGAAUAGGCUGCCAUUCUUUUACGGGAUCCUUCCUGGAAUAUUUUGCUGCUGAUAUCAGCUACCCAGUUAGAAGGGAAAGCUGCCAAGGCUUCGCCCAGAUGAGCUUUCCAGAUGUGGCCAAGGAGGAUGAUGAAGACUCUCCAUUAGAAACCUCACUUCAGAAGCCCUCCAGGAAACUCCUUCCUGACAGAACAAGAGCCGCUAGAGAUAAAGCGAAUAAAAAGAUAGUGGAGUUCAUAGUGAAGACCAAGGGGGCCGAAGAGCAUCUUUUGGCUAUUCUGAAAAGCAGAAAACAAUCCCGCUGGCUGAAGGAGUUCCUCAACUCGAGUCAGUACGUGACCUGCAUUGAAACGUAUCUGGAGGAUGAAGAACAACUGGACCUCGUGGUGAACUACUUGAAGGAAGUCUAUCAUGAAAUAGACACUAAAAAUCUGCAGCAAAUAAACGGAGAUGGAGUGAAAUUUAUAUCGGAUGUCCUUUUGCCUGAAGCCAUCAUUUAUGCGAUUUCUGCUGUGGAUGACAUCGAUUACAAGAAGGCUGAAGAGAAAUACAUAAAAGGACCAUCUGUGAGCAAAAGGGAAAGAGAAAUAUUUGAUGAAGAAAUUCUGGAAAGGAAGAAGUGGAAGGCCCAUGGAAGACCAAACUAGCACCUGCAGGUGGCGGCUGAGCAGUGGAACCAACCCCCCCCCCCCCAGGUUAUCCUGACACUGAGCAUGUCAUGAAGCAGUGAUUUGCAUAAAAUAUCUGAUUCUCGCUUUGUAAAAUCAUGUCUGUAUCUGCAACAGAUGUAGUCGUUCUAACGCCGCGCUACUGUCGGAUAUCCUUGUAUCUUCAGUCCCUGCAGACUGCAGGUGGUUUGCAGAGCUCCUGGGUAUAACACUAUGUUUUGUGUGAAUUUCCUUGGCCAAAGACCUGACACAGGAAGAGCCGUUGUCCUCGGAAGAACGUGUGCUGGUAAAUGAUGUGGCUGCGUAUUGCCUGAUGGCUCCGCAGUGCACGCAGGUUCCCUGUCUGAAAAUGCUUCCAGCGCGUCGACUGCGCUUGCUUGACGGGUCUCUCAAAGGGUGGGAAGCAAAAGUCUGUUACGGAACGAUGCGACGUGAAUGACAAAGGCUUUGGUUUUGCGGAUGGGAUAACUGUCACAUUCGGUGGGGGAGGAAUCCAAUGUUUGCUUAAUCUAAACUCCGUUCACUUUUCCAGUUAAAAGUAAAACCAUUCUGAGUGCUGUGACGUCAGGAACGCUUCCCAUCGCCUUUGUCUGAUUGAAAUAUCCCGUUUGAUCGUGCGUAGGUCCCUCUCCCGGCCUUUGCUGAAUGCGUAGCAGAUUGUGAACUGCCUUUGGGAGACUCACGGCGUUACCCAUAUCAUUAUUAUUGAAUAGUCAACGGCCCUGUGAUGACUAUUUCUCUGUAUUUUAAUGACAGCGUGUUCUACUCACCCAGUAGAAACCAGCAUGAUCUGAAAUUAAGAUGUUUAAACUGGGAUACGGAUCUGUGCUCUGGCUGUAGUGACCGUCUGAAUAUAUUUUAAUUACACUUUUAAUUAUUCUGUACUCUAUAUUGAGGCUCCACAUGCAUUUGGAAUCCUUAUUCUCGUUACCCGAGGGCCACCACAACCACCUCAACCAGGCCCGCGAUGGGUAUUUAACUGCCCUGUUCUUUAUUUUUCACCGAAACCCGGGAGAAGGGAGGAUGCCUUUUCCGCGAGGGUAUGAAAACGUGAGGCCGAGCGGGUGCCGUUGGCUCCGGAGCCGCGAGCGGCGCUUGCCGAGGGAGCUGUCUUCGGUCACCCGCCGCUGCAGAAGGCUCCGGCGCGAGGCCCCGGGUGCUGCCGCGGGCGCCCUUCCCGCGGUGGCGUGUCCUCGGGCUCCCUCUCCUCUGAAACGGAAACACUCGGGAAACCUCCACAUCUCCUCAAAACGGCUUUUGAGCCAGAUGUUAGAGGUUACUUGCAGUACGUGUCGCACCUGGAGACCAAAUUCAGCCUCGCCGCGUACAGAAUUACGUGGUCUUAAUUAAAGUUGGAUGGCGUCAAUCACCAAA